CGCUCCUGCCCCGUCCCGACUCGCCCCGCGCGUGUUGCAGUGUCACCGGCCAUGAAGCAGGACGGGGCGGCCCGGCGGCGCGGGGACAAGGCCAAGGCGCCUCCGGACGGGCCGCCACCAGCACCGCCAGAUGUGGAGAUGAAGGAGGAAACGGCCACGGGGACGGCGGGGGAGACGGGAGGGGAACGGCAGCCACAGCGGGAGGUGGAUGCCGUCACGUUGGAGGACAUUAAGGAGCACGUGAAGCAGCUGGAGAAGGCCGUGUCCGGGAAGGAGCCCCGUUACGUCCUGCGGGCGCUGCGGGCGCUGCCGUCCACGUCCCGCCGCCUGAACGCCAACGUGCUGCAUAAGGCCGUCAAUGGAUUCUUCACCUCUAACAGCACCGUCAGGGAUUUCCUUCUCAGCUUCCUGGAGGAGCCCAUGGACACAGAAGCUGAGCUGCAGUUCCGCCCUCGGAUGGGGAAAGCGGCCUCAGCUCCUCUCUUGCCAGAGGUGGAGGUUUACCUGCAGCUCCUCCUCGUUAUCUACCUGAUGAACAGCAAGAGAUAUCCAGAGGCUCAGAAAGUAUCUGACGACCUGAUGCAAAAGAUCAGCUCCCAGAACCGCCGGGCCCUUGACCUGGUGGUGGCAAAGUGUUAUUACUACCACUCCCGCAUCUAUGAGUUCCUGAAUAAACUCGAUGUGGUCAGGAGCUUCUUACACGCCCGGCUGCGGACGGCCACGCUGCGCCACGAUGCAGACGGUCAGGCCACGCUGCUCAACCUGCUGCUGAGGAAUUAUCUCCACUACAACCUCUACGACCAAGCAGAGAAACUCGUCUCCAAGUCGGUGUUUCCCGAGCAGGCCAACAACAACGAGUGGGCCCGGUACCUCUAUUACACAGGGCGCAUCAAAGCCAUUCAGCUGGAGUACUCGGAGGCCAGGAGAACCAUGACGAACGCUCUGCGGAAGGCACCGCAGCACACAGCUGUUGGCUUCAAGCAGACAGUGCACAAGCUGCUCAUCGUGGUGGAGCUGCUGCUGGGGGAGAUCCCGGACAGGCUGCAGUUCAGGCAGCCGUCCCUGAAGCGCUCGCUCAUGCCGUACUUCCUGCUGACUCAGGCUGUCAGGACUGGAAACCUGGCCAAGUUCAACCAAGUCCUGGAUCAGUUUGGGGACAAGUUCCAGGCUGACGGCACCUACACGCUGAUCAUUCGGUUGAGGCACAACGUCAUUAAGACGGGUGUCCGCAUGAUCAGCCUCUCCUACUCCCGCAUCUCCCUGGCUGACAUUGCCCAGAAGCUGCAGCUGGACAGCCCCGAGGAUGCGGAGUUCAUUGUUGCCAAGGCCAUCCGGGACGGCGUGAUUGAGGCCAGCAUUAACCACGAGAAGGGUUACGUGCAGUCAAAGGAGAUGAUUGACAUCUAUUCCACCCGGGAGCCCCAGCUGGCGUUCCACCAGCGCAUCUCCUUCUGCCUCGACAUCCACAACAUGUCAGUCAAGGCCAUGAGAUUCCCUCCCAAAUCUUACAACAAGGACUUGGAAUCUGCAGAGGAGCGCCGGGAGCGCGAGCAGCAGGACUUGGAGUUUGCCAAGGAAAUGGCAGAGGACGACGAUGACGGUUUCCCGUGACCUCUGGCCUGGCUCUGUGUUUUUUUAUUUGUCCUUAAGGAAGAUGCUGUCUGAGGGAGAGCUGCCCCACGCGGCCCCAGUCCCCCCCUCUGCCUUUCUUUUAUAAGUACCUGCAUGUCUGUACUGGGAGCGGGGGGCACGCGGGGUUCAUCAGCCCCCAACCACAGGCCCUGAGCUCCUGUUCCCUCACCCACAGAGGGAACCCCCCAAUAAACAAACAUUCUUUUGAGGUCGCCUGUGGUCAGUUGUUGCUGAGCCCCGCGAGGAGCACAAUACAGCCAGAGAAUGGGAGCUGCUGGGGCUGGGGCUGCGGUAGCUGGGCUCCCUGGGCAUCACUGUUACCCCCCCACGGCUCUUGCACUGAUCGAGGGGUCAGACUUUGUUAAGCUUCAAUUAUGACUUUAAAAUAAAAGUUGGAAAAACAC
This is a messenger RNA of Coturnix japonica (Japanese quail), 2036 nucleotides long. RefSeq names its product proteasome 26S subunit, non-ATPase 3 (gene PSMD3). The record is from RefSeq and is a predicted model, not a curated record. Gene Ontology annotation, biological process: regulation of protein catabolic process; ubiquitin-dependent protein catabolic process. NCBI's taxonomy places the organism in Eukaryota, Metazoa, Chordata, Aves, Galliformes, Phasianidae. Gene Ontology annotation, molecular function: enzyme regulator activity; protein binding. Gene Ontology annotation, cellular component: proteasome regulatory particle, lid subcomplex; proteasome complex.